Messenger RNA from Pelobates cultripes (western spadefoot toad), 206 nucleotides. NCBI's taxonomy places the organism in Eukaryota, Metazoa, Chordata, Amphibia, Anura, Pelobatidae. The record is from the annotation of a GenBank genome assembly.
AUGUCAUCCGCAAAGAAAGGCAACUUCAUGGAACUGGUAGAAUUGCUCUCAAACUAUGACCCCAUUUUAAAGGAACAUUUCAUGAUCCUGAAACAUGCUGUUGCAUCUGGGAAGAGAAUGACUUCCUAUUUGUCUCCAAAAAUUCAGAACAAAUUAAUUUGUCUUCUGGGGAAUCACAUGAAGGAGAAAAUAGUGGCUGAUAUCAA